AGGAAGUGAGUGUUGCUUGGAGGCAGCAGCGCACUGUGUAGCAGUAAACAGUGAAACGCUGUUACAGAGUUUGUACUUUAUAUUAAUGAGUUUUUCUGAACGGUGUUUAGUAUGAGGAGCAUGGCGCGCUUGAGCUCUGUACAGAAGCAGCUGCUGCGGGUGGUAGAGGCUUUAGUCAGGGCUGUAGUUGAAGAACUGUGUGAACUAGAAGAUGUUUCUGUUUUAAAAGUGAAGCCUGGAGCAGGAGCUGGACUACAGCAGGACAGUACAGCGAUAAAAGUCAAUGCUGCUGUGGAAAAACUGACAAAAGACACAGUAGACCAACUUAGCCAGCUUUUCUGUCGACUAUCCCAGGCCAAAGCUCCUCUAUCCUACCUAAAGAGACAGAAAUUGAGGAGAAAGAGGGUUUUGGUGGAGGCACAGCUGGCUAAGAGAAGAAGUUCAGUCCAGCUCAGGUUAUCAGGAGUGCACAUUCAGACUACUGCAACAGAUACAACCAAUGGAGACGAAGGAAAGGGUGCGAUAGACCUCCUUUCUCAGACAGAGAGUCUCAGUGGAGAAAUGGAUCCUUUACUAGAAGACACAGCAGAGAACAUAUCUGAAGAAGUUCUUCCUCAGGAAGUGGAGGUUCAGCAGGAGACAAUAUUAAAGGUUGAACUGGAGCAUGAACAGGAACAAGUGGAAUGUUCUAUGCAGCACUGUGAUCAACAAGAAGAAGCGAUACAUAAUCAAGGAAAGUCUGCGGUGAAGCCCAUCAGCAAAGAGGAGGACGGCACUCAGAAUACCUGCUCUCAGGCCAUCAGCUCUGAAACACUGGAAAUCAAGAUAUCAGCAGCACAGUCAUUUGACGUGGGUCAUGCACAGGAAGUCCCUGUGAAAAGACCUCCAGGAAGAUCUCUCUCAGAAGGAGGCACUCGUAAGAAAGCAGCUGCAAGGAAUCUGAUUCAGUGUGACGCCUGCGACAAGACCUUCACUUACCUCAACAACCUGAAAAGACACCAGAAGACGUUCCACAGCGGGGAGACUCCUCACGCCUGCCAGGACUGUGGAGAACGUUUUGGCAGCAAGCGGCUCCUCCGCGUGCACCUCAGAGAGCACAGGGUGGAGAAGCCUCACGCCUGUAAGCUUUGUGAGAAGGUCUUCCGCCUUCCCAAUCACUUGAAGAAACACAUGACCAGCCACACCAAUGAGAGACCGUUCAUCUGCAGCACCUGUGGCAAGACCUUCGCCUUGGUGAGCACCCUUAGAGCUCAUGAGAAGACUCACAGCGAUGAAAAAACCUUCGUAUGCACAGAGUGUGGCAUGAGUUUCCUCACCAAGUCUUACCUGGACUACCAUCAGCGAGUUCACACUGGAGAAAAGCCCUACACCUGCAUGCACUGCGGCAAAACCUUCGCCCAAAAGAGCAACCUCCGAGUGCACGAGAGGCUCCACACUGGAGAAAAGCCGUUCCACUGCGAAGACUGUGGCGAAAGCUUCAUACACGCCAACAGCUUCAAAUCCCACAAGCAGCUGCACACAGGCAUGAAGGCCUUCUGCUGCGAACACUGCGGCAAGGGCUUCCGUCGUGGAACCCACCUCAAAACUCAUCUGCUGACCCACACUGGCGUUAAACCCUUCCAGUGUGACUUAUGUCCAAAGACUUUCGCCCUCAAAGGCUCACUAAAAGCCCAUAGGCUCACUCACACUGGAGAGAAGAGCUUUGUGUGUAACAUUUGUAACAAGACAUUCACUCAAGCCAGUUCUCUCGGAAAGCACAAGCGAACACACACUGGAGAGAAGCCUUAUCUCUGCACCUUCUGCAGCAAGUCCUUCUGCCAAAGCAGCCACCUGCAUUACCAUUACCGAGCAUUUCAUCCAGGACAAACAUCCUAGCUAUAAAAUGCUACCGGUACACAUUAUUGCCUUACAUUAUCUGUACGCUGCACUUUUAAAAAUAGAGAUGCUACAGAUAUUUAGAUAUUAGUUAUUUGGUGAAAUAAAGAAGAACCAAUUUUGGUUUCAUAAUGAAUGAGUUUGUAACAAAUAUGUGUGAAGUCUACAAUGUAGAAAAUAAAUGAAAUAAAGAAAAACA
Astyanax mexicanus (Mexican tetra) is the source of this 2074-nucleotide messenger RNA. Its product is annotated as gastrula zinc finger protein XlCGF57.1. The record is from RefSeq and is a predicted model, not a curated record. The transcript is spliced from 5 exons. NCBI's taxonomy places the organism in Eukaryota, Metazoa, Chordata, Actinopteri, Characiformes, Acestrorhamphidae. Gene Ontology annotation, biological process: regulation of transcription by RNA polymerase II. Bases 112 to 1875 code for a protein of 587 amino acids. Gene Ontology annotation, molecular function: DNA-binding transcription factor activity; RNA polymerase II cis-regulatory region sequence-specific DNA binding.